Trichomycterus rosablanca is the source of this 2549-nucleotide messenger RNA. RefSeq names its product netrin 1a (gene ntn1a). Gene Ontology annotation, biological process: tissue development; substrate adhesion-dependent cell spreading; animal organ morphogenesis. Gene Ontology annotation, molecular function: protein binding. The coding region runs from base 207 to 2156 and encodes 649 amino acids. NCBI's taxonomy places the organism in Eukaryota, Metazoa, Chordata, Actinopteri, Siluriformes, Trichomycteridae. Gene Ontology annotation, cellular component: basement membrane. The transcript has 8 exons. The record is from RefSeq and is a predicted model, not a curated record.
GGACUUUUAUUCGAUGUAAUUAUGGAUUGAAUUAAAUUUUAAAACAUAGAUUAAAUAGUUUGAUUAAGUGUUUAGUUUGUUUGAUACAUGAUGGCCUGUAGGAUUCCUGAAGGAUCAUCGUCUCAGUUGGGUUUCGGAGCACCCAGAGCAGGUCACCCUCCUACCAGACGGACUACAGCACAAACCACAGGAGAAGCCUCACCGGGAUGAUCAUUUCGGACUUUGCCGCGCUGCUCGCCGUGCUGCUGCCGGCUUUGUGCCGAUCCUCCGUGGAAGCAGUUGCGAGCGCUUCUCCGCCGGAUCCGUGCUACGAUGAAAACGGCCAGGCGCGACGCUGCAUCCCGGACUUUGUGAACGCUGCAUUUGGGAGGGAAGUUCGAGCCUCCAGCACGUGCGGCCAAAAGUCUCCGAGUCGCUACUGCGUGGGAACGGAGCAGAGAAGCGGCGGAGAACGGAGCCGCGAGUGCCGCGUGUGCGACGCGUCCGACCCAAAACGGCGCCACCCGGCUUCCUACCUGACCGACCUGCACAACCCGCACAACCUGACGUGCUGGCAGUCCGAGAACGGUGUGCGACAUCCGCAGAACGUCUCGCUGACCCUGUCGCUGGGUAAGAAGUUUGAAGUUACCUAUGUGAGCGUGCAAUUCUGCUCUGUGCGCCCAGACUCAAUGGGCAUCUUCAAGUCGAUGGACUACGGUAAAACCUGGGUGCCCUUCCAGUAUUACUCCAGCCAGUGCCGCAAGGUCUACAACAGACCGAACCGGGUCGCCAUCACCAAGCAAAACGAGCAGGAAGCGGUGUGCACGGACGCGCACUCGGGCACGCAGGCGCACCAGCAGCAGCCGGUUUCGGGCGGACUGGUAGCAUUCAGCACCCUGGACGGACGGCCCUCUGGGCACGACUUCGAUAACUCGCCGGUGCUGCAGGACUGGGUCACGGCUACAGACAUCCGCAUCACGUUCAGCCGCCUGCAUCCGCAUGAGAUUGGGGAUGUAGGAGAGGAGGAGAACGAUUCGCACUUUUACGCCGUUUCGGACCUGCAGGUCGGUGGAAGGUGCAAAUGCAAUGGUCAUGCAUCACGCUGUUUGCGCGACCGCGCGGGAGAGCUGGUGUGCGAGUGCAAACAUAAUACUGCGGGUCCGGAGUGCGACAGGUGCAAACCCUUCCAUUAUGACCGACCAUGGCAGCGCGCCACCGCCAGAGAGGCCAACGAGUGUGUCGUCAUGUCUGGCUGCAUUCUAAGAAACAGUCAGCACAAAUAUUUAAGACUUGGACAAAGACAAAAUGUCUGGAACUGUUGGAUGAGCAGUGAAGGGAAUGUUGGAUCAGAGCAGCAGGUUGUCAAUACUGAUUCAGGUUCAUGUAACUGUAACCUUCACGCCCGGCGCUGCAGGUUCAAUAUGGAGCUCUAUAAACUUUCGGGGAGGAAAAGCGGAGGAGUCUGUCUGAACUGUCGCCACAACACGGCCGGACGUCACUGUCAUUACUGCAAAGAGGGCUAUUAUAGAGACAUGAGCAAACCCAUCACACACAGGAAAGCCUGCAAAGCCUGUGAUUGCCAUCCCGUGGGUGCUGCAGGCAAAACAUGUAACCAGACCACAGGUCAGUGCCCGUGUAAAGACGGUGUGACUGGCAUCACAUGCAACCGCUGUGCUAAAGGCUACCAGCAGAGCCGCUCUCCCAUCGCACCAUGCAUAAAAAUUCCAGUUGCAACCCCGACCACCACAGCAAGCAUCACAGAGCAACCAGCAGACUGUGACUCCUACUGCAAAGCAUCCAAAGGAAAACUGAAGAUCAACAUGAAGAAAUACUGCAAGAAAGAUUACGCGGUUCAGGUUCACAUCCUAAAAUCAGAUAAGGCGGGCGAGUGGUGGAAGUUCACGGUGAACAUCGUGUCGGUGUACAAGCAGACCGAGAACCGAAUCCGCCGUGGAGACCAGCUGCUGUGGAUCAGGGCCAAAGACAUCGCCUGCAAGUGUCCCAAAAUCAAAACAGGGAAGAAGUACCUGCUGCUGGGAAGCAACGAGGACGCGCCCGGUCAGAGCGGCGUGGUGGCCGAUAAAAGCAGCCUGGUCAUUCAGUGGAGGGACACGUGGGCUCGGAGACUGCGCAAAUUCCAACAGCGCGAGAAAAAAGGGAAAUGCAAGAAACCUUGAAAGCAGAUCAGCAGCUGCGAACAGACUGAGAGACACACGCUGGAUCUGGACUGAAGUUGUGUGGACAGAUCUGACUGAGCACUGCUGCUCUGAACUCUGAACGGUGUCCUCACAUGGCAAGUGUUUGUCUUUAAGGAGCUCCCACCUCACCGCACCGUUUCAUCUGAUUUCUUUUUCAUGACCUGCAGCGUUUGGUUCCUGGGGACUUCGCUGCGUUUCUGUUCAUCAUCACAUUCCAAAAUUUCAUCUUCAGACUCACGAACACGAACUCUCCCUGAGAAGCAGGAAAUAGCAGGAACCUGCAGUAGUGAUGCUGAUGCUCUCAAAAACAUGAUCAUGAAAAUCCACUUAGAAAAUCUUAACAAUAAAGACACAAAGUUCAACAAUGAAAAA